GUCUGGUUCAGGGCUUGGUAUAAUUUUAUCCUUUAUUUAGAAAGAAGAAAUUAUUAUAUUAUUAUGACAAGCUUCAAGAUUUUUAACUCAAUAUCACUGAUUAAUUACCUCAUUCUCUAAUUUUCUGAUCUUGAUAUUUUUGCAACCUGAUGUAAUUUGAUAAUUCAAACUAUGAAUUCUACAAGAUCAGUCUACGUUUUGAAAAAUCUUUUUACCCCAUCACGUCACAUCGUUAUUUGGAAUAAGAAAAUUAGAGUUUGCGGGAAGUGACGCGCGAUUUGGAUGAAAAUGUAUCGAAGGGAAUGUACACGUUAUUUUAAGUAACCAUCCAUGGAAAGAUGUCCAUUCCCGAUCCACGCCUGUACCCUUAAAAGCUCUGUCUGUUAAUGUAUGAAUAAAUAUCAAUAUUUAUAAUUUGAAAACUGAUUAUUUUCUAUUGUGGUUUCUUCUACUGCAGGAAAGCAUAAAUAAAUUCUCAGAAUUAUACAAUUUCCCACAUUAUCUUUAUCGGGCAUUGGAAUCACUUGAAAGCACACUUCCUUUAUGUAUGAUGAUUGGAUUAAUUAAGUCAUUCUCAGAACAAAUAUUAGAUAUCUGUUUCUGCAAUGUUAUUUUUCUAUUUUGCUUCAUUUUUCUCAAAAUAGCGUAUACCACAACACGAUAACUUUAACUAAAGUUUUCCGAAGAAAAGUUGGACUAGUAGAAAUCUUGGGAAAACCCUGAAAUUUUUCAGAUGAUAAAAGAUGGAAGUUCCGAAUGGAUGGAUGAGAAGAUCAGUUCUGAUCUACAGACGGAUUACAACCAGAAGAUUUUAGCAGUUGAUACUAAACUGACUAGGUUUAGAAUUACGGACCCACACUUCAGACAGAUCUAUAUAACAAGAAGAAUGCAGCUUCUGGCAGGUUUAAACAGCAAGAAGAAACAGGAUAAUAGCGAGGAUUUCCAACCUGAGAAAAAACAGGAGAAAAUCAAGGGUUUCCAAACAGAGAAGGAAACCAAAGACGAAUGUUUUGGCGGAGGAAGAACUAGUUCAGACGAGGUGGAUGAGCAAGAUAUGAAGGAGAAGAUGAAGGAAAAUGAUCAAAGUAGGAUGGAGAAUACUGAAGGAGUUAAUCUUGAAGAAGAAGAAUUAAGAGGAAAUACUACAGGAGAAAUCACCCUAACUGAGACGGUAGAUCAAACCUGGACGGAAAAAGAUGACCUUGAAAAUGUUCUCAAGAACUGUGAAUGCUGCACUAGUGUACCUGAACCUGAGUGUACAAGGAGGUCUAUAGGAUACCUUCAACUCAGAGCUCUAUUGCUGAAAAGGAAGAUCAAGGUUCUUGACACCCUGGAUAUGAAAUCAAACCAGAGUUCUACAUUUUCUCUCUCUGUUGGAGAGUCAAGGAAUCCUAGAUAUAAACCAAGAAGAGUAUCCAUGUCUUUAGUUCUUCCAAUCAAUCAUUUGACGGAAGAGUAUGAUUUCCAGGGUCUGCAUCAUGUGUCGGAUAUUCAUCGUGCUCCUGUGACCCAUCUAAUGUUUGCACACAACGAGAACUCUCAACUGAUAUCUGCAUCACUAGAUGGCAAUAUCUCAGUUUACAAACUUGACGAAAACCCACCGUGCGUCUCACAUACACUAACUGGACAUGCCCAGGGUGUAACGGAUUUUGAUAUCUCUACGAGUAAUCAACUGCUGGUUAGCUCGUGUCAGGACGGAUCCUUGUAUCUGUGGAACCUGAGCACUGGAGAACUCCUGAGACGGGUUUCUGUCUCCAGGAGCCCGCUUCUAGCCUGCAAGUUCCUUCCUGGAAAUAAUAAUCUUGUUGUCUGCGGAUCUAGCGGAGGUGCUGUACAACUGAUCAAUAUAUCUACCGGAAUAUGUCCUGUCUCAGGUUCAAGUUUUAUUCCUGGGUCUGCUCUGAGUCUGGCAGCGGAUUCCCAGGAGAGUUUAGUCUGGGCAGGAUCAGAUAGAGGAACUAUCAUAGCUUUCAGGGUCAACCUACAGCAGGGUAAACUGUUGAAAGGGCAUCGGCACAGAAUAAUUGAUGAUGGAAUAUCAGAACCUGGAGAGUCUGCUGACCGGUCAACCGGUAGAAUCACGUGUUUAUCUUCUAGACGGUCACAGAGUACUGGUAGAACUAUGCUGCUAGUAAACCAGAGUACGAACCUACUCCUGAUCUACCAGGUUCAGGAUAACAUGGGAUCUCUCCAGAUUUAUAGAAAAUACAACACCAACCACUCCAACCUUAAUAUCAGGUCUGUAUUCUGUCCUCUGAUUGCCGGGAGGACGGGAGAUUGUGUAGUUUCAGCCUCCGAGGACGGAGCUGUUUAUUUCUUCCAGCUCAACAAACAGGAUAGAGCUUGCAUAAACAAACUACAGGCGCAUUCCUGUCCUGUGUUAGCGGUUAGUUUCAACUCUGAUGAGAGCUUUCUUGCAACAUCUGACCAGAGCGGACUAAUCAUUGUUUGGAAGCGGUAGACUAUUAUAUAUAGUGUUUAUUAAGUACCAUGUUCGAUUCACAACUGUGCCCUGAAAAGCUAUGUUCGAUCAAGCAUCCACCAUCUUCUCGUUAAAAACCUGAUCAUUUUCAAUUGUGGUUUCUUUUUAAAGUGAUUUGUGGAUUUUUAUUCUCAAAAAAAAAUGAGGAAAUUGUCCGAACUACAACACUUCCCAAGCUAGAAACACUACGAUAUCUUCCACAUAAUUGAUCAGAUACGGUUUUGAGGGGUACAGUUGUGAAUCCCCCAUGCCUCCUUUAAAUUGAAUUGAAAUUACAACUAAAUAGCACAAUAUUUAGCUAUAACUUACAGAAAACACUAUUUUUAAUGUACGGAAAACCCCUCGAUUCUCCCAUAUUUAGACAAUACAAAGUUUUUAUAAUAUAUUUAUUAAAAGAUAAAACAACAGUAUUUACCUAAUCUAUACACAGUUUACAGAUAUGUGAU
This is a messenger RNA of Eurytemora carolleeae, 2928 nucleotides long. RefSeq names its product WD repeat-containing protein 13. Lineage: Eukaryota; Metazoa; Arthropoda; Copepoda; Calanoida; Temoridae. The transcript has 13 exons. The record is from RefSeq and is a predicted model, not a curated record. Gene Ontology annotation, molecular function: protein binding; promoter-specific chromatin binding. Gene Ontology annotation, cellular component: nucleus. Bases 734 to 2461 code for a protein of 575 amino acids.